This is a messenger RNA of Aspergillus candidus, 2032 nucleotides long. RefSeq names its product cyclin family protein. Gene Ontology annotation, biological process: regulation of cyclin-dependent protein serine/threonine kinase activity. Bases 239 to 1537 code for a protein of 432 amino acids. NCBI's taxonomy places the organism in Eukaryota, Fungi, Ascomycota, Eurotiomycetes, Eurotiales, Aspergillaceae. Gene Ontology annotation, cellular component: nucleus; cyclin-dependent protein kinase holoenzyme complex. The transcript has a single exon. The record is from RefSeq and is a predicted model, not a curated record. Gene Ontology annotation, molecular function: cyclin-dependent protein serine/threonine kinase regulator activity; protein kinase binding.
CAAUCAUUCUAUCUCGUUCCUUGACUCCGUGAUCCAUCACGUUGACACGACAACAAGACACACAUUCCUCUCCUGCUGGCAGGAUUCUUCAAUUUCCACUCUUUCCUGGACAUUCUUCGUCCGUCUAUCAUUCCAAAGUCUCUAUUUAAUACGAGCUGUCUCUCUCUUUCUCUUCUCCCUCUUUCCCCCUCCCCUCGAUCUACAACCCUCUAGACACAUCUCAACUAGAUCAUAUACAAUGGCCAACUACCCAUACACCAUGGACCAAAGGUCCACUGCAUACACGGACCAAAGGCCCGAGUCCCUCAACCGUCUCGCCCUGCAGGAAUUCGUGCGACAACCGGUGACGCGCGAGAUGGUGGCUCACCUGGCCCUGCAAGCCUCGCGGGUCAUCCGCUGCGAGUCCCAUGUGACGGCGACACCGCAUGGAAAUCAUCACGGUCAACCCACGCCCCCGAGCACGCCUCCCCUCGACGACCACGAGGCCGGCAACAAUAAUCCCCCGCUACCUUCGGUCGAACUCUUCAUCACCUCGCUCGUCACCCGCUCCCAAGUCCAGGUGCCCACCCUCAUGACCUCCCUCGUCUACCUGGACCGCCUGCGCGCCCGGCUCCCCCCAGUCGCCAAGGGCAUGCGCUGCACCGUCCACCGCAUCUUCCUCGCUGCCCUCAUCCUCGCCGCCAAGAACCUCAACGACUCCAGCCCCAAGAACAAGCACUGGGCCCGCUAUACAGCCGUCAAGGGCUACAACGGCUUCUGCUUCUCCCUCCCCGAGGUCAACCUCAUGGAGCGCCAGCUGCUCUUCCUCCUCGACUGGGAGACCCGCGUCUCGGAAACCGACCUCUUCGACCACCUCGAGCCCUUCCUGGGUCCCAUCCGCCACCGCUACAUGCUCCAGGAGCGUCAAGCCGCGCACCAGACGCCCCCGCGUGAGUGGCGCCGCUUCCACGCCUCCGCCGAGCUCCUCGCCUGCCGUCUCCGCCGCCAGAAGCUCGAGGCCCGUCUCGAAGCCCGCCGCUCUGUCAACCACCACCACCACCACCCCUCCAUUCGGCGCCACCUACCCCCUAGCCCGGCCUCGUCCACCGCGUCCAUGUCUCCCGCUUCACUAGCCGACUCCGACCGCUAUAGACCGUACUCCAUCCGCCGCCGGCCCUCCUCCCGACACGGCGUGUCAGUCUCCCCGCCCUCCAUCCAAGACGUCCCGGGCCUUUCCCGCGCAGAGACCCUUCCCUCGCUCAGCUCGCGCGCCUCCAGCGUCGCUUCCACCAGCUCCCGCGGCACACCCGCCAGCCUCCGCACCUCCAGCUCCACAGCCAGCAUGGCUGUCCUCGACGAUGUGACUGCCAGCCCGUCCUACACCGGCUACGUCCAUCUCUCUGCUGAGCCUAAGCACGACGGAGCCUAUCUGCCCUUGCACCAGCAGCCGCAGCAACCGUCUAAGAAAUCGCGGGUGUCCACGCACGGCAGCUCCGGGUUCAUGGCGCGGAUUUUGGCCUCGGCUGCGGGAUCGUAUAUGGGACGACGACCUGUUUAGAGUCUAGACUUAGACUGUUGUUGUUGUUUACUUCUCUAUGUCUUGUCUGUUCUGUCUACCAGUACACUGUCACUUUUUACCACGGUUGAGCGGGUCUCGCCUAUUUACUAAUACCCUUUAUUUGUUUUACACAUUACACCACACGGCACGGCACUCCAUACCCCAGAGGUUUAGUCUUGGUCCCUUCUUUUCUCAUACGCAACCUAUUCCCCUUCGAUUUCCAUUCCCAUUCGAACCCUACCCACCUACCCUCCUCUUCCAUUCAUCUACCCUAUCUACCCACUAUACCCAUUCCCCAUUCCCGCAAUAUCAACGACUUAAAUUGCACACUCUCCCUCUCUUUCUCCCUCUCCCCCUUUGUCUCUUGGUAUACGAUAUCCUAUCUUGGAUCUUCCUACGCAGGUACCUUAUGUAUGCAUAUGCGUUAGAUGAACCCUGCAGAACCGCGAGCACUAGUAUUUAGGUAGUUAUUAAUAUGAUAUGAUAUGAUUUUGA